Messenger RNA from Cannabis sativa, 1150 nucleotides. RefSeq names its product annexin D5-like. The record is from RefSeq and is a predicted model, not a curated record. NCBI's taxonomy places the organism in Eukaryota, Viridiplantae, Streptophyta, Magnoliopsida, Rosales, Cannabaceae. Bases 75 to 1022 code for a protein of 315 amino acids. The transcript has 6 exons. Gene Ontology annotation, molecular function: calcium-dependent phospholipid binding; calcium ion binding. Gene Ontology annotation, cellular component: cytoplasm.
GCAUUUAUUCUUUUUUGGGUUAUAAAAGGAAGAAAAUCACAGAAGAGAAAACACAAAGAAAGAACAAAACAACAAUGUCUACUCUUACCAUUCCUCCAUCUCUAACCUCUCCUCGUGAUGAUGCUAUUCUUCUCUAUCGUGCUUUUAAGGGGUUUGGUUGUGAUUCAGCAGCAGUAAUUAAUGUUCUUGCUCAUAGAGAUCAAACACAACGUGUUCUUAUUCAACAAGAGUACAAAUCAAUGUAUUCCGAAGAUCUUUCGAAACGCUUAGCAUCGGAACUUAGUGGCAAAUUAGAGAUUGCGGUUCUUCUUUGGAUGCAUGAUCCUGCUGGUCGGGAUGCGCUGAUCGUUAAGCAAGCACUGAAUCCCGACAUACUUGAUCUGCAAGGCGCUACUGAAGUUAUAUGUUCGCGAACACCGUCUCAGAUUCAGCAUUUUAAGCAGAUUUACUAUUCGAAAUUCGGAGUGUACCUUGAAAAUGAUAUUGAAAACUACACUUCUGGGGAUCAUAAAAUGCUCUUACUAGCAUAUGUGAGUACACAACGUUAUGAAGGACCCGAAAUCGAUAGAGAGAUGGCGGUAAAUGAUGCAAAACAUUUGUACAAAGCAGGGGAGAAGAAAUUAGGAACUGAUGAGAAGACAUUCAUCCACAUAUUUAGCCAACGAAGCAGAUCGAAUUUGGUUGCUGUUGCUUCGGCUUAUCGUGACAUGUAUGGAUCCCUUAAAAAGGCAAUAAAGAGUGAAACUUCGGGUUAUUUUGAGCACGGUCUUCUGACAAUACUUCGUUGCGCUGAAAAUCCUCCGAAGUAUUUUGCAAAGGUUUUGUACAAGGCAAUGAAAGGUUUUGGAACCAAUGACACCACAUUGAUUAGGGUAAUUGUAACAAGGACUGAAAUAGAUAUGCAAUACAUUAAGGCUGAAUAUCUUAAGAAGUACAAGAAACCAUUGAAUGAUGCAGUUCAUUCUGAAACAUCAGGCCAUUAUAGGACCUUUCUUCUCUCCCUUUUGGGUCCGAAUAAUUAGUCUAAAAAUGAAUUGGAUUUGAUUUACUAUUGUUAUCAGUGUAAUUUAAUAUCGAGUCUCUCACAUAUUCUCUGUGAGACAAGACAUCAAUAAUGAUUUGUUAUGUUAUGAGUGUUGGGUGUUAUAAA